Messenger RNA from Kalmanozyma brasiliensis GHG001, 648 nucleotides. RefSeq names its product Carbonic anhydrase. Gene Ontology annotation, molecular function: zinc ion binding; carbonate dehydratase activity. Gene Ontology annotation, biological process: cellular response to oxidative stress; cellular response to carbon dioxide. The record is from RefSeq and is a predicted model, not a curated record. Bases 1 to 648 code for a protein of 215 amino acids. Lineage: Eukaryota; Fungi; Basidiomycota; Ustilaginomycetes; Ustilaginales. The transcript has a single exon.
AUGCUGCAAGUUUCCGAUCUGCUCUCCAAGAACAAGGCGUGGAGCAGCAACUUCUGCUCCACCAAGCCUGAGCUGGCUGCGCAGCUGGCCAAGACGCAGACGCCCAAGAUCCUGUGGAUUGGGUGUGCUGAUUCGCGCGUCCCCGAGUCGGUCGUUUGCGAAGCCGACCCUGGCGAGAUCUUUGUCACGCGCAACAUCGCCAACCAGUUCCGUCUCGAUGACGACAAUGCGCUGAGCGUGCUGACGUUUGCGGUGCAGGCGUUGGGGAUCGAGCACGUGGUGGUGGUAGGCCACACCUCGUGUGGCGGCGUCAACGCUGCUAUCGCCGGUGCAGGUUCGCCGCCUAGCCAAGAGGCGCUGCAAUCGAGCGCGCUGCUCCGUCACCUCGUACCGUUGACCCAGGUCGCCAAGAAGGUCGUCGACGCAAAUCCCAAUGCUGACAAGGACGAGCUCGCUCAAAAGGUCAUCUACGAAUCCGUCAAGCUGCAGGUGGACAAUAUCGUCUCAACCGACAUCAUCAAGGACAACUGGAAGGGCGUCGAGUCGCCCCUCUCCGGCAAGGUCAUGAACAAGGUCCAGGUGCACGGUCUUUGCUACGACAUCGCCAAGGCCCAGCUCGUCGAUCUCGACCUCACUCGCUCUGCUUGA